Cyprinodon variegatus (sheepshead minnow) is the source of this 2640-nucleotide messenger RNA. RefSeq names its product lin-37 DREAM MuvB core complex component (gene lin37). Gene Ontology annotation, biological process: negative regulation of transcription by RNA polymerase II. The coding region runs from base 204 to 929 and encodes 241 amino acids. Lineage: Eukaryota; Metazoa; Chordata; Actinopteri; Cyprinodontiformes; Cyprinodontidae. Gene Ontology annotation, cellular component: transcription repressor complex; Myb complex. The transcript has 9 exons. The record is from RefSeq and is a predicted model, not a curated record.
ACCGUAGCUAGCUGGCUAACGUUGCUAGCUGGCUAACGUUGCUAGCUGGCUAACGUUGCUGUUACAGAGGAGUCAACAAGAGGUCGUUGUUAGCUCAAAGAACCCAGUUAGAAGUGGGGAAAAAACAGCUAUUUUAGGUCCGUUUGUUUAUUUUUGUAAGUGUUUUGUCCUUUUUACUGAAAAGGUAACUCUGUAAGACAAAAAUGCACCACGUCAAGAUAAAGACAGAAAGGCCAGAUUUGGAAAGCACAGGUGCCCGUGGGAGGUUGGAUGCUGUGCUGAAGGGACUUGUAGAAAAGAGUGAAAAUGAAAGAGAACUGAAUGAAGAUUCUGGAAAGUUGUCAGUGGACUCUUUGAACAAAGAUUUGUCUCCAACAUCUGCUGGAAAAAGACCUUCUGUAAGAUUUCCACAGCACCGGAGAAAGAAGCGAAAGGAAAUGGAUGAGGGCUUACCAGAGACCAAUCAACAUAAACAGAAUUCAUACAUUAUCAAGUUGUUUGAUCGUAGUGUUGAUUUAGCUCAGUUCAACACCAGCACCCCACUGUAUCCAAUCUGCCGAGCCUGGAUGAGAAACAAUCCUUCAUUUAGGGAGCCAGCUACAUCUCCAAGCUCCCCCCAAAGUGUAACAGAGGAUGAGGUCCCAGAUAUGAUGAAUGGCAAAGGUCAGAAUGUGUACCGGCUCCCGCCACCAUCUGCCUGCCCAAUUAGCCCCACUGGUGAACCCAUUAAUCUCAGGAUCCCUCAGACUGAGAAACCAACCAUUUCCAAGUCGACAGAUGUCCCUGUAUCAGGAGCUCUAAUCAGUGACCACAUGGAACGCUGGAAAAAAAUAAGACAAAAAUGGAAGGAGUGCUCCAAUAAGAACCAGCUGAGGUACAGUGACAGCAUCAAGGUUCUAAAGGAAAUGAAGGAGCUGUAUGACAACUGACUGCCUGCCUCACCGCUGCUCGCUGCUCAAUGAAAUCUCCAAUGUGGGAAAGGAGCCAUGGAUUUAAUGUUUUCAUAACAUACAGUCUGCAAUGCAGCGCAGACAAGUAGAAAAGCAAAAACAGCAGCAGAACUUUGAACCUUAUCAGAAUUUAUGCCCUUUAAAUUACAGAAACUUGAUUGUUCUAUUUUCUCUCUUGAAGUGUGAUGUAGUAGUUGAACAUUUUGGUCAAACAAACUGUAAAUGACUAAAUGAAUUACAUUGAAGGUUGUAUGUUUUUUUUUUCACAAACGCUCAAAAAUACUUCCUAAUAAAUUCCAAAAUGAUUUAAGUCUAUUGUGGUGUAUUUCAAACAAAUACAAAAAUAUCUUAUUCAUCCCCCCAAAAAAUUAUGCUGAUAAAACUCAUAUUUUGGACUUUCUUGAACAAGUUAUAGAUAUUAAUGGCUAUACGCACUUGGAGGAAGGAGAUCCUGUCUGCCUCCGGUCUUUAUUGCAGUGGGUCUGGAGAAACCUCUGACUAAAAAAAGUCAGAAGAAAUGGAUGCUAAUUUUUGGAAUAUUGAUUUAGUUUUUUAUAAAAUCAGUUUUAGAGGAGCUCCCAGGCUGGAGCUGCUGUUCUUUAUUAGCUAGUCAUUUUUUUCUGAUUCUGCUACCCCAGUGGAUUAUAUCAGAAUAGAAAACUCUCCACAGCAGAUAUAUAGAACAUGCAGAAUCUUGCUGCAAAUGCUGAAUGACCUAAGAUUACAGUCCGCUCUUGUCCCUUAUUGUGGAUGACUUCACAGUUCCGUCUCCAGUUACUCUGUUGUCCAGGAACACUGGUAUUUGCAGUAUUAUCAAUUCCACUUCUCCUUCCAUGAUGGUAAUAGUCUGAACUGUUCUUUAUCUUGAAUUUAAAUUCAGGCUCAGAUGAUUUUAAUCAUACCAUGCUACAAAUUAGUUCCAGUUCCCCUUUCUUUACAACCAAAGACUUUCAAGAAAUGGGUGCUUCUGUAUAUGACAAGAGUCAGUCUCACACUGGAACUUGGAGGUGUACUGAGUAAAAAUGAAUGGUGAGACCAUUUACGCAUAGAAAUGGGUAAAUAAGAUUUCCCUUCAAUCUCAAACUGUUUGUAAUGAAGUCUUUGAUCCAGGCGAUUGUUGAUGCCUCCAUUAAUCAGGUUAGUCAUAUUAUCAUGUUUGUUCCUAGUUGGAUGUAAUUCACUACCUCCAGAACAGGUGUGCUCAAGAUCUACUCUCCUGCAAGUUUUUUGUUUGCACCCCAAUGCACCCGAAUCAAAUAAGUGCCUCAUUACCAUAACUCUGCUAAGAUAAAUGAGGGGAUUGCACCUUUAGAUUCAGGUGUGUUAGAGGAGAGAUGCAUCUAAAAGUUACACAAUGGCAGGUCUUGAGGACUGGACUUAAGCACCUCUGCACUACAACAAGCACUUCUCCUCUAAACCAGCAGGUGGCAGCAGUGAGAUCAUGUGGAAUGUCUUACAUUGACAUUUAAAGGUAGUAUGUUAACAAAAAACUGACAACAAAAAUACAGCAAUUAAUGAAUGACAACAAUAUACUACAAAUAAAGAGGAUUAACAGUCCUUAAAGAAAUAGAUCUGAUGUGGGAGAGUUUGUCUAUGCAUUCAGUCUUUUAUAUAAUUAAAAAGAAUAACUACUCAUUAAAUAUAUUAUGUAGAACCAUACAUUAAACAGCAUCAAUAUAUAUAUAUAGAU